GGGGUGCCGGGCUCCCCCGGGUCCCCCCAGUAUCCAGGCCAGCCAGGUUCCCCCGGGUCCCCCCAGUUUCCAGGGUCCCCCCAGUAUCCAGGGCAGCCAGGGUCCCCUCAGUAUCCAGGGCUGCCAGGUUACCCCGGCUCCCCCCAUUCCCAGGCCAGCCAGUUCCCUCAGUUACCAGGCCAGCCAGGUUCCCCCGGGUUCCCAGGCCAGCCAACCGCUCCCAGCAACUGCCACUACAAGAGCUACGCCAGGGCUUCCUUACCACUCUUUUCCAAGGUCCCCUCAGUACCCCUGGUCUCUGACUCCUGCCAACAUAGCUGGACCCACUCAUCCCCAGAGGCCUCCCUGUGUUAA
Molecule: messenger RNA, 354 nt
Organism: Osmerus eperlanus (European smelt)
Lineage: Eukaryota; Metazoa; Chordata; Actinopteri; Osmeriformes; Osmeridae
Product: circumsporozoite protein-like
Exons: 4
Source: RefSeq, a predicted model, not a curated record